This is a messenger RNA of Protopterus annectens (West African lungfish), 525 nucleotides long. Its product is annotated as DNA topoisomerase 1-like. Gene Ontology annotation, cellular component: nucleolus; chromosome. The record is from RefSeq and is a predicted model, not a curated record. The coding region runs from base 1 to 525 and encodes 174 amino acids. Lineage: Eukaryota; Metazoa; Chordata; Ceratodontiformes; Protopteridae. Gene Ontology annotation, molecular function: DNA binding; DNA topoisomerase type I (single strand cut, ATP-independent) activity. The transcript has a single exon. Gene Ontology annotation, biological process: DNA replication; DNA topological change; chromosome segregation.
AUGAAUUUGAAGGAGGGGCUAACUGCCAAGGUAUUCCAUACAUGCAAUGCUUCCAUCACGCUGCAGCAGCAACUGAAGGAGCUUACCAACUCUGAUGAAAAUGUGCCUGCAAAGCCCCUUUCUUACAACCGUGCCAACAGAGCAGUUGCCAUCCUGUGUAACCAUCAGAGGGCACCUCCUAAAACCUUUGAAAAGUCUAUGCAAAAUCUUCACGAGAUGCUUGAUGCAAAAAAUGAGCAGUUAGCUGAAGCCAUUCGAGAGCUGAAGAGUGCCAAGACAGAGGCUAAGGUGCAGAAAGAUGAAAAAAGAGAAAAGCUGGUGGUAGGCAAGAAAAAAGUAGUUCAGAGAAUUGAAGAACAGUUAAUGAAGCUGAAGGUACAGGCAACUGACCGAGAAGAGAAUAAGCAAAUAGCAUUUGGUACCUUCAAGCUGAACUACUUGGAUCCCAGGAUUAGUGCUGCGUGGUGUAAAAAAUGGGGUGUCCCUAUUGCGAAGAUCUACAAACAGCUCAAAGGGAGAAUGUGA